AAUUGUGCUACAUAAAUAACGCUUCAUUUCGUGCAGACGCCUAAGAAGACAAGACACCAAACACACCAUCUCCCACAGCGAGAAAAUUUAUAUUACCGACGCAGUCAGAAUCUUUGAAAAAUCUCUUGAAUUGGUUUAUCGGCAACAUAGAAAAGCAAAGCAGGAAAGCAGAACACAGGAGUCGAGUUUUUAGUGUUUUAGUCACUCUCAUAGCUACUAGAAAGACUUCAAGGCUGCUACCAGCAAAGGUUUGAAACAACAUGGUGUUUCUCUUUGUUGUCCUCGCAACACUAUCAUCCUCGCAUUUAGUGUCUGCUGAGGAAUCUGGUUCAGGCGGUGGUGCACUUAUUCCGCUAGCUGUGAUUUUCUUGCUGAUCACGAUGGUCGUUUUAGUGUCAAUCUCUGAUUUGUUCACUAUCGCGUACAGAAGGCUCGUCUCCCAGGUGUCAGAUUACAGAGCUGAAAAAGGACCCGAAGAUGAUGCCGUUAGUUGUUCAAGCGCGGAAAGAGGAGAAAAGAUUGAAGGUCUUUGUGCAAAGAACGAGGACGAAUUAGGCGGUGUGUAUGAGGAAGCGAGGCCCAGUAAUAGAUCAACAGUGGCGGAAGCCUGCCAUAACGACGCUUAUGAAUCCGUGGAAAUGAACGACUACAAUUAUGUCGGCCCCAAACAAGACCAGUACGAAAACCUGAGAGGCCCUAGACAAAACCAGUACGAAAACCUUGACAACUCUGGACAAAACCAGUACGAAAAACCAGAGGGCCAUAAACCAGACCACUACAAAAGCCUUAACGGGGCUGAGGAUAAACCUGCGAUGUCGGAUGAUGCCGCUAAUAACACACUGCAGGCUCAGAAUGGCAACCAGAAUGUCGGAAAGGAGAUGAAAGGUGCAUUGGACUUGCCUACAGAUGAUAGCGACCAGCAUGCACAGAGAGAGGUGACAAGAGGAAGAAGAAUCGUCCUUCCCCCUCUGAACAAUCCGAGAACGGAAUUAGACAAACCAGCUAUAUUUGCAGACACUGAAGAGCAACAAGCUCUUGAUGAAAACUUAAAAGACUUGCUGGCUGACUGACUGAUCGAAUGACAUAUUUACAUACGGACGGAACUGCCCACUGACUGAAUGACUGUCCGAACGACCAAUUGACUGACUGACUAAUUUACCAGGCGCGUAAACAGCAUUAGCUGAGAGGGUUGCGCAGUCAUAUGCAUCAUAUGGAAAAGGCUUUAAAAUCCUUGAUAAGAAAUUGCCCACUUUGUGGCCGCCGAGGGGGGUUGCGCGCCUGUGCACAGAGUGUGUGUGCGCGCCUGCUUACAGACGGACCAAGCAACCAACCGACUGAAUGACUGACCGAACGAACAAUCGACCGACGAGUGACAGACCAAACGAAAAAUUGACCGACUGACUAACUUACAGACUGCCAACCCGCCGACUGACAGACAGAACGACCAAUUGACUGACUGACUGACUGACCGAACAGCCACCUGACUGACUGGCUGACUGACGCACUCACAUUCAGAGAGACAAGAGCCUUAAGGCAGGUUUCCAUAUGAGUGCACCGAUUGCAAUACGAUCGCAGACGAUUGUGUACGAUUAUAUGGAAACUCACCCAGCGAUUGUGUACGAUUAUAUGGUACCUUGCGCAGUCAUCGUGUGCGAUCAUAUGGAACUCACUCUGCGAUCGUGUACGGUUAUAUGGAACCUCGCCCAGUCAUCGUGUUUGAUCAUAUGAAACUUACCCGACCGAAAUGCGAUCAUAUGGACAAAUUAGCUGCGACCGCGUGUGAUGAGUGCGAUCACAUGGAAACCAGUCUUUAUAACCUUAUCAAGCUUUUUUCUGUGUAUCGCUGCACUGGCCGUAACAGGCCUCGAAACACUGGGGAGAGGGAGGGACCGCCACGCUCCCUCUGGACAUUUAUUUAUAAUUUUAGAAAAAUGGGGUGGACUAACCCCUCCCCCGCCCGCCCCACGACGUUACGGCCCUUUUCAAGGCUUAUCUCUGUGAGGAACCCUGCUUUUAAGGACAUUCGAAAUUCGCUUAGGAAGAGAGGAUACCUCAAAUAAGGUUAACCUCAUAUUCAGUGAGAAUAGUUGGAUUUGAUAAGGUUCAGAACAUCUAGUAUGAAAAUAGGGUCUUACGUAAACGAACAUUCAUGCACGAUAAUCUUGUUAUACUAUUUUUACUUUUAUUUAGUACUCACAGCACAUAGAGUGUAAAAAUAAAUUAAUGAACGUGAACGAAGUCACGUUGAAUGGUCAUAAUCAUAAGGCUAGCGCGUCCAUUUUCAAAUAGGGAGGCAUGCAAUUAUAUGAAAAUAUUCAAGAAUACAAUAAUAUUCAAGAAGGCUAAAGUAUGACUUUUGGAGGGUACAUAGGUCACAAUUUCAUCGUAAUAAGAAGCUCACCAAGCCCCGUGUUAACACUGAUAGAUUUCUCAACGCCUUUGCUAAUCGGCUUGCAUUCAGAUAUAAUCUAGCCUUAGCAAGUGAGCCUUAAAGUUGUAACUGCAAGUUGUCUGUUUUUGUAUUUCUGUACUUGUAAAGUAGUGUGUAAAGUAAAGCGCUCCUAGAAAUGUAUUUUUUCUAGUAAGAAUAAAGAUUAUUAUUAUUA
This is a messenger RNA of Nematostella vectensis (starlet sea anemone), 2606 nucleotides long. RefSeq lists its product as uncharacterized. Bases 261 to 1070 code for a protein of 269 amino acids. The record is from RefSeq and is a predicted model, not a curated record. Lineage: Eukaryota; Metazoa; Cnidaria; Anthozoa; Actiniaria; Edwardsiidae. The transcript has 5 exons.